Trichoderma asperellum CBS 433.97 is the source of this 753-nucleotide messenger RNA. NCBI's taxonomy places the organism in Eukaryota, Fungi, Ascomycota, Sordariomycetes, Hypocreales, Hypocreaceae. The record is from RefSeq and is a predicted model, not a curated record.
AUGGGCAUGCCCACUGGCACCACGGCUGCGGGCUCCAGUCCCACCGGCAGCGCCAUGAACAGCUCCAUGGGCGACAUGGGCGACAUGAUGGGCAUGGGAGGCUCAUGCCAGAUCUCUAUGCUCUGGAACUGGAACGUCAUUGAUGCCUGCUUCAUCUCCGAGACCUGGCAAAUCAAGUCCAAGGGCAUGUUUGCGGGCUCCUGCAUCGGCGUCAUCCUCCUCGUCAUGGCUCUGGAGUUCCUCCGCCGCCUGUCCAAGGAGUACGACCGCUUCCUCAUCAAGCAGCACACCGACAAGUUCCAGGAAUCGCCCGCUCCCACCACCACCGCUGCGGCCAAGCCUGCUGCUGCAGCCGAUGCCACCAAGACGGGACUCGAGUCUGUCAACAGCAGAGAGGUGGCUUGCCCUGUCGCCACUGCCAUGCCUCCCUUCCGCCCAAGCGUGUUCCAGCAGGCCAUCCGUGCGUUGAUACACAUGGUUCAGUUUGCUGUUGCGUACUUUGUCAUGCUGCUGGCCAUGUACUACAACGGUUACUUCAUCAUCUGCAUCUUCAUCGGUGCUUACCUUGGCUCCUUCAUCUUUGGAUGGGAGACGCUGAGCGUGGGGUCAGUCUUCAGCCCCCGAAGCAAACCAGUGCUGCCAACGAGGCUACCGUCUGCUGCGGCUAGGUGCAAUUUCGGCACUCCUAGAUACCGAGUGAAACAAAGAGCCGACCCCGAUGCCACGCAGAUUUCGCGUGCAGUGUUACCGUGA